AUGGAGUUGAACAGGAAACCAAGAAAAUUGGCUUGCAUAUCAUGUAGGAAACGUAGACGGAAAUGUGAUAUGCAGCAGCCAUGUUCAAACUGUGCUCGUAAUGAUGCUGAAUGUAUAUUCACAAAUCAAGAUUUACGAAGAAAUAGAUACUCGACAAGCUAUGUGAAGGCCCUGGAGGCACAUAUUGCUUAUCUAGAAUCCUCUUUGAGGCAGAUCAAGAAUACUGCAGAUCCCAAACAAAGAGGUAUAUUAUUGAAUGAAAUAAAUUUAGAUAAUACUGAGACUCCAAAUAAAGAUAUGACUUUUCAACAAAAUCCAUUAGCAACUUUGGUGAAAACAGAAACUAGCACAGUUGAUAAUAAAAAUGGUGAAAAUAUCAACGGGAGACGCUCAGAUACUUCGUCCAGAGAACCAAGUAUUAACUAUAUUACUACAUCGACAACAAGGCCCGGAUUACACCAAAGAUCUAGAUCACCAUCGCCAUUACCGACAGUAGGUAGUGGUACCAACAGUAUAUACCCAACAAAUUCAUUAUCGAUAUCAAAUAAGAAAAGAAGAAUUGAACAUAAGAGACAAAUGCAAGUAAAUUUGAAAAAUUUGUCAAGAUCUCCUCUUAUCCUGAAAUCUUUUUCAUUAUUCUUUAAAUGGUCAUACCCUGGUCAUUAUAUGUUCAUUCAUAGAGAAACAUUUCUAAGUGCAUUUUUUGGAGAUGAAUCUACAAAGAAUUAUUAUUGUUCAGAAGAAUUAGUCUAUGCUAUUGCAGCAUUGGGGAGUAAAGCUUCAAAAAAAUCAGAAGAGUUGUAUGAACAAAGAGAUAUAUAUUAUCACCAUGCAAAAUCCAUUGUGUUAAAAAAAAUAUUUCAGUUAGAAGACAAAUCACUUGCUGAGUCUACAUCGUCAUCAAAAUUAGCCAUUAUUCAAACAUUAUUAUGCCUUGCAUUCUAUGAUAUUGGGUCUGGGGAAAAUCCAAUGGCUUGGUAUCUUUCUGGGUUAGCCUUCAGAAUAUCUCACGAAAUAGGUUUACAUUUAAAUCCCAAGGCUUGGGAUAAUGUCUAUGAAGAUGAAUUGUCAAAGAUGGAUAUCGAAGUGAGAAGUAGAAUAUAUUGGGGAUGUUAUAUUGCAGAUCAUUUGAUAUCUGUUUUAUUUGGUAGAUCUACAUCUUUAAGGCUUUCAAAUUCAACAGUUCCAGAGACAGAUGAAUUACCAGAUAUAGAAACUGGUAUUGAAGACUAUAUUUAUAAUCCAGGUGAAGCAUUAUGCAUGGCUAAUCCCUUGAAAAAAUUAAUCAUUCUUUCCAGAAUAACAGAAAUUUUUGCCAAGAAGAUUUUCAUUCAAACAGAAACGAUAGAGCAAAGAAUUGGUUAUUUAACAAAAUUUAAUUCAGAGGCAAUGAUUUGGAGAAAUGAUUUAAAUGAUGAAUUACAAUGGGAUAAACAAUCCUUGGAAAAAUUAGAGACUCUGAAUAUUACUACAGUAUACGUAUGGUAUCAUUAUUACAUUGUCAUUAUCUCUUAUAAUAAACCAUUCUUAUUUGAAUCCUCCCAAUCUAGAAAAUUAAUUAAGGAUUGUAUCUAUGAAUUGCAUGCAUUAUUAAAUGUAUGGAAAAAAAGAUUUGGCACGUUUGAACGUUGUAAUCUUUACAUGGUUUACUCUGCUAUUUUGUCGAUUCAAUGUAUGGAUGUGGAGUCAAUCAAAGAUAAUGUAUACAAUGAUUUUGAAGAUUUCUUGAAGUCUGAUACUUUGAAUUAUGAAGUAGCUAAGAAGUUCAUUGAAAGUAGCAAGAACAUGGAAAAUAACAACGAAUUUAAUUCUGAAUUUACAGAUUUGUUAGGCUCUUUAUCUCACGGUACAGAUUUUGCCUUGGAGUAUAAUUUUGACUUCACAUUAUUGAAUGAGAUUGAUAACUUAAUUACUAGUAACCAUAAUACGCAUACACUUACAGAGGAAUCAAAAUUGUAA
Molecule: messenger RNA, 1959 nt
Organism: Maudiozyma barnettii
Lineage: Eukaryota; Fungi; Ascomycota; Saccharomycetes; Saccharomycetales; Saccharomycetaceae
Gene: CHA4
Product: Cha4p
Exons: 1
Coding region: 1-1959 (652 amino acids)
Biological process (GO): regulation of DNA-templated transcription; DNA-templated transcription
Molecular function (GO): DNA binding; zinc ion binding; DNA-binding transcription factor activity, RNA polymerase II-specific
Source: RefSeq, a predicted model, not a curated record